CAACUAGGAACUACGUUUGCAGCAAAAGCUGAAAAGAAUUUCAUUUUGUCCAUUACUUAUGGAGGUAAGUAGUUUACGUACCCCACUCGGAAGUUGUUCCCCCGCGUGAAAAACUCAUGUAGUUCUUCGAAAAUUCCCAGCCAAAAUCAUGAAUGACUUGGACCGGGACUUUAGCGGCUUCCGCGGCCAUUGGGAGCCUCACUCUGCUUUAAUCGAUUUUUGCGAGCCAAACUAUGUCUGGACCCCAUACGUAGCGGAGUUCUGGAAUAGCGUGACAGCAGUCGGAAUGUUUCUCAUCGGGACAUGCUGUUACUUCUAUUGUUUGCCAGCAGCAGCAGCAGACCGACAGACCGUUGCUACAGGCGGAAAGCGUAAACCAGAUGUAGCAGAGGGCGGUGACGUGACCUCAACCCUAUUGACUCCGCGAAGGUUUAUAUGGGGAGCGUUUUGUCUACAAAGUCUUGGUUCAGCCGGAUUGCACAUGACACUCGGAAGGUGGUGGCAGAAGCUGGACGAGAUUCCCAUGAUGAUAUGUGCUUUAGCCUGCUUAUAUUCCCUCGAAAGCACAAGAAGCGCCCUGUUCGCGCAAUCCGGCACCAGCACGUUUAUGUUCACUAAAGGGGUGCCUCUACUGUUUUAGCAUCAGACAUUGAUAACAGCGCCUCUGCUGCAACAAGCUUUUUCGGUCGUGGAAGAGCGACUUUUGGAGAGCAAAAGGUGCCAAGGAAACAAAUUCUAAUGACAACGCUGGCGUCGAGAGUAGGAAUCGGCGGCUUUUAAUCGGGAUACUGUGUGCGGGCUUAGUUUUGUUGGUCGUGUAUGAGGUUUUCGAAUAUUUUGAGGCCUUCCAUGCGUUGUUCACGCCGAUCGAGUUCUACUGCUUAGGCCGCUGCGGUAACCUUUGCUACCUUGCUGGUCGAGAACCAAAGUCAGAUUUCAGUCGCAAGCUCCACCAGUUGUCAGCGUUUCGUCGCCUUGCGCUACCCGGUCUUGCGCUUUACGGCAUAGCGGUUUGUUGCUGGACAUUGGAGAUGCUUGCCUGUCCUUCAGUCCGGUUCCUCCACACACAUGCUUGGGCAUGGCACCUUCUCGUGGCGUUAGGCUUCAAUCGCGUUGCGCUGGCACUCGAGCUAGUGCGAUCGAGCGCUUCGGGAAAAGACCUGGAAAUACAAUGCCGCUGUUUCGGGACAAUACCGGUUUUGCGGGAUAAACGUCAGAAUUCUUCUGCUAAUGAGGAAGAUCAAGAUACUAAAGACGAUCAACCAGACAAUCCAUCUAAAAAGAAGAAUGAAGAUGGCCAGAAGCUGGAAACCCAGAAUGCCAUAAGGAGAAACCGGCGCAGUGACACGUCCCCUCGUGCUGCACGUAACAGAAGCAAAACGCCUAUAAUUUCGCGGAGAUCCUCGAUUGAUCAGAGCACUUCUAAUAGGACGAGAAUGAAGGACAAGAAAUCGUGAUACAAUUGGCAUACUAAGAUAACCCUUUGCACCAGAGGCAGGGAAGUUGACUAGUCCUGGCAUAAAACCAGGAGGGCAGUACGAGUGU
Amoebophrya sp. A25 is the source of this 1545-nucleotide messenger RNA. The record is from the annotation of a GenBank genome assembly. Lineage: Eukaryota; Dinophyceae; Syndiniales; Amoebophryaceae.